Molecule: messenger RNA, 3474 nt
Organism: Saccostrea cuccullata (small rock oyster)
Lineage: Eukaryota; Metazoa; Mollusca; Bivalvia; Ostreida; Ostreidae
Exons: 5
Coding region: 1-3474 (1157 amino acids)
Biological process (GO): DNA integration
Molecular function (GO): nucleic acid binding; zinc ion binding
Source: RefSeq, a predicted model, not a curated record
AUGGAGUAUGUACAAUUAGGAGAAAAGUUAGGUUUGCAAGGAACUGAGUUACAAGAGUUUGUUGACAGAAAAGAGAGAGAAUAUUUUGAAAGGAUGGAAAGGGCAGCAGAGAGAGAAGCGAGAAAGAUUGAGAGCGAAAUUGAAUUAGAAAAACUUAAGAAAGAAACUGAAUUACAAAAAUUAAAAGCUGGAGAAUUAGCUGUAGGUCCAUUAGGUCUUGCUUCUCAAUCGCUUGCUAAGUUGCCAAAGUUACCUCCGUUUGAUGAAUCUAAAGAUUGUAUUGAUUCAUAUUUACAGAGAUUCGAAAGGUUUGCUUCGUGUGCUAAGUGGGAACAGUCUUCAUGGGCGAUUAAUCUUAGUGCUCUCCUGAAAGGUAAAGCUCUUGAGGUGUAUUCUAGACUUCCAGUUUCAGAGGCUCUGAAUUAUGGUUCCUUGAAACAGGCGUUGUUAAGGCGUUUUCAACUGACAGAAAAAGGGUUUCGAGUCAAGUUCCGUUCCAGCAGACCAGAACAGGGUGAGAAUCCUUCACAAUUCUUUGCUAGGCUGAACAAUUAUGUAGAGAAAUGGUUGUCUUUAGCAGAUAGUCCUAAAACAUAUGACGGUCUUAAAGAUUUGUGUUUAAGAGAACAGUUUUUAAACAGUUGUAGUAAGCAGUUGGGAAUGUAUCUUAAAGAAAGACAUCCGAAAAACGUAGAAGAAAUGUCAAAUCUCGCAGACCAAUUUAUUGAAGCCCAUGGUUAUACUUCAUUCACUAAAGACUUACAAGUUUUUCAGAGGCAACCUCCAAGUAUUUCCAGUGUUCAGGGUAACAGCAGUGGAUCCUUUCAAAAGCAACAGGCGUACCAAGGAUCACCACAGCAAAAUGGUGAGAGAAAAUGUUACAUCUGUGGGAAAAGUGGUCAUUUGGCAAGAAACUGUUUCUCCAAGCAGAAAAUUCCUCGUGCAGUACCUACUUCGCACAAUACUCAAAAGGCUGCGAUGUUACAGAAUCAACAUAACUGUGAGUUGAAUUGCAUAAAAUCUAAUGACAAUUCUAGUUCCAGCUUACAGAAUUCUGCUGAAGUCAAGACGGACAAUGCUAUAUCGCAUCAAAAUCAGCCUCACAUAGGAUCAGCAUGCAUUCUCAAACAUAAACUGUUGCAGUGUUGUGUCACAGAUGGACUUGUAAAACUCGCGUGUGGACACAUAUUACCUGUUAUUGGAGGCGUCUGCAAGGUUUGUGAAAAGAUGCCCGUUGCUAUGGGUUAUGUCGGUAACAUCGAUUGUGCCAAAAAUCAGACGGAUCCUGAUCCACAGUGGUGUAGAAAGGACGAAAGAGAAGAGUGUAGUCAAGUUCUUCAAGCAGUACAGACAAGGAAUCAAAAGAAAAAAGAAGAGAAAGGUAUGAAAAAGCUAAGAGUUACAGAUUUAGUGGAUACUGAUAUGACAAUUGAUCAGAUGAAACAACUGCAGAUGGAUGAUUCUUCCUUGAAAGUGUAUCGUGAGCAUGCAGCGACUGGCAGAAAGAAGAACAUUGGCGAAAAUAUAGAGACAUGGUUUAGUGUUGAAAGAGGACUGUUGUACAGACAUCAUUAUUCAAAAAAGGUUAGUGAUGAUGAACUGUAUAAACAACUUGUUGUUCCAGAAUCUUUGCGACAGAAAGUUAUGAAGAUUGCGCACGACAGUAUCCUAGGUGGACAUCUUGGUACAAAGAAGACUCUAGACCGCAUCAUGUCGAAUUUCUAUUGGCCUGGAAUCCAGGGUGACGUGACGAGAUAUUGCCAAUCAUGUGACAUAUGCCAAAGAACAUUUCCUAAAGGCAAAGUGACGAAGGUUCCGUUGGAGAAAAUGCCACUUAUUGAUACACCAUUUGAACGGGUAGCCGUAGAUUUGGUAGGUCCGCUUUCUCCAAUUACUGACAAAGGCAAUAGAUAUAUUUUGACUGUUGUAGAUUACAGUACUAGGUAUCCAGAGGCGGUUGCAUUGAAGAACAUCGAUACAGAGACGGUGGCAGAAGCGUUGGUAGAGAUAUUCAGCAGAGUUGGCAUUCCAAAAGAAGUUCUGUCGGACAUGGGUACGCAAUUUACCUCCAACAUCAUGAAAGAGGUGGGUCGACUUUUAUCAUUUAAGCAAUUAGUAACAACUCCAUACCAUCCAGCAUGUAAUGGACUAGUAGAAAAGUUCAAUGGUACUUUGAAGUCAAUGUUAAGGAAAAUGAGUUCUGAAAGACCAAAAGACUGGGAUAGAUAUUUACCAGCAUUGUUAUUUGCUUAUCGAGAAGUUCCACAAGAAAGCACUAAAUUUUCUCCAUUUGAUCUAGUUUAUGCACGUAAUGUUAGGGGACCUAUGGCAGUUUUGAAAGAACUGUGGACAAAGGAGGAGAAGGACCCGGAAGUGAAAACUACUUACCAGUAUGUGCUUGACCUUAAGGAGCGACUAGCAAGAACGUGUGAGCUGGCUCAGAAAGAACUUCAGAAGUCUAAAGACCAUUACAAGAAACAGUAUGAUAAAAGGACAAAGCCGAGAUCUUUCAAGGUUGGUGAUUUCGUUCUUCUUUUGCUUCCAACAGACCAUAACAAACUUUUAAUGCAGUGGAAAGGACCUUUCAAAGUAGUUGAUAGAAAAGGACAAACUGAUUACCAGAUAGAUAUGAAUGGACAUAUUCGUUUGUUUCAUGCAAAUUUAUUGAAGAAAUACAAUGUUCGAGAGGAAAGGAAUACAGACUCGCCAACAACUUUAGCCUCUUGUGUCGUUUUGGAAUCGGAGGAAACAGAGGACUCCAGUAAUGAACAUUUGUUACAUCUUCUUCCAAUGAAGGCAACAGAAUCAUUCACAGAUGUUAAGGUAAAUCAUUCACUGUCAUCAGAUCAGCUUGAAUCCAUUAAUGAUGUCUUACAUGAAUUUCAGGAAGUUUUAACAGAUCUACCUGGUAGAACGAAUGUUAUCCAGCAUGAAGUUCAUCUCACUACCAAAGAACCAAUCAGAAACAGACCAUAUCAGAUACCGUAUGCAGUCAGAAGUGCAGUCCGAGAAGAAAUACAGCAUAUGAUUGACAUGGAUAUCAUCGAACCAUCAGAAUCACCGUAUGCUAGUUCGAUUGUCGUGGCAAAGAAGUCCUAUGGUAGCCAGAGAAUAUGUGUGGAUUUUCGUAACUUGAAUAAGGCUAAUGAGGAGAAUUCCAUAGAGCAUACUGAUAUUUUUAACACCAGAGAAACUUUUGAAGAACAUAUUACAGAACUGAGAAAAGUUGUAAGUGGAUCCAUGUUAUUGGAGGAGGCAACCAACAAGAAGUUCCCAGCACGAAUGAGGUCAACCCAGCGUGCUACUUUUCCCGUCAGGGAGGGCACAACUUAUGUUGAUUUUGGGAUAUUAGAGAUUUCGUUGAAGGAGACUAACGAUGCUGAUCUGAAUUGCCUGCUAUUUCCGUAUUCUGGGACCUUUGGAAUUUCCGUAUUCUGGGACCUUAGGAAUGAUCUGGCCGAAUACCAUGCAUGA